AUGGUCGACACGGGGAGCUCGGCCGAUAUACUCUACUUCGACGCCUUCCAGAAGCUAGGCUUGGCCAGGGAGAACCUAAGCUCAAUGUGCUCAGCGCUCACCGGGUUCACGGGAGAUUCAAUAUCACCCCUGGGGGCUAUUACUCUAGCCUUGACUCUGGGGACCCCACCAAGGUCGAAGACGGUGAUGACCACUUUCCUGGUCGUCGACCUCCCCACUGCUUACAACGCCAUACUCGGUCGACCGACCCUCAACAAGGCCAGAGUCGUCAUCUCAACCUACUACCAAACCAUGAAGUUCCCGACUCAUGCUGGAGUCGGAGAAGUUACGGGAAGCCCCCGAGAAUCCAGGUGGUGCUACCUGACCGUCGUUUCUUUGCACAAGAGGGCCAGGACCGAACCACCACUGGAAGAUCCGCGGGAAGCAAAAAAGACGGCCCCCCAUCCCGAGCCGAGCGGGUCCACCAUUGACAUUCCUUUGCAAAUCGCUCGGCCAGACCAGACGGUCAAGAUCGGAUCAGAACUGCCCGAGCGGGAACAGGAGCAGCUCGUUGGUCUCCUGCGGGAAAAUGCCGAUGCCUUCGCCUGGUCCCUAUCAGACAUGACGGGCGUCGACCCAGAGGUCGUAGAGCAUCACCUCAACAUCCCACCUGACGCUCGCCCCGUGAAGCAAAAACCCAGGCGCCAGGCCCCUGACCGACAACGCGCCAUACAAGAGGAGGUGGGCCGACUCUUAGCAGCAGGCUUCGUAGAAGAAGUCAAAUAUCCACAAUGGCUGUCCAAUGUAGUCCUCGUGAAAAAACACAAUGGAAGCUGGAGGAUGUGCGUUGACUACACCAGCCUCAACGAUGCAUGCCCUAAAGACUGCUACCCCCUCCCAAAAAUCGACCAACUGGUCGAUGCCACAGCCGGGCAUGCGCGCCUCUCUUUUAUGGACGCCUAUUCGGGAUACAACCAGAUCAGGAUGGCGCCCGAAGACAGAGAACAUACCGCUUUCCUCACCGACCAAGGGGCAUACUUCUACAAAGUCAUGCCAUUCGAGCUGAAAAACGCUGGGGCCAUGUACCAAAGGACGGUGAACAAGAUGUUCGCCCAUCAGAUCGGGAGGAACAUGGAAGUCUACAUGGACGAUAUGAUUGUGAAAAGCCAAAGAGUCGGAACGCACCUUGCCGACCUGGCCGAGGCGUUCGCCACACUGCGCAAGUUCGGCAUGCUGCUCAACCCCACAAAAUGCGCUUUCGGCGUGGCCUCCGGCAAAUUCCUUGGAGGAAUUGACGUCAAUCCCGAGAAGGUGCAGGCGAUAAUCAACAUGCAGCCCCCCCGGACGAUGAAAGACCUGCAGCAACUUAACGGAAGUCUUGUCGCCCUGUCUCGUUUUCUCGCUCGAUCGGGCGAUCGUUGCCUCCCAUUCUUCAAGGCGCUCAAAAACUCGAAGAACUUCCGAUGGACAUUAGAAUGCGAGGAGGCUUUCAAGCAAGUAAAGCGACACUUGGCCAGCCUCCCCCGGCUCGCCUCUGUCUCCCCCGGCGAGAAGCUGGGUCUCUAUUUGGUGGCCUCACCGCACGCAGUCAGCUCUGUCCUAAUCAAGGAAAGCUCCGGCCAACAACUCUCGGUCUACUACAUCAGCCACGUCCUGGGUGGACCCGAGGAGCGUUACCCACCGAUAGAAAAGCUCGCGCUCGCCCUGGUGCUCUCGGCUCGGAAGUUGCGCCCCUACUUCCAGGCUCACACGGUGGAGGUCAUCACCGACCAACCGCUUCGGCAGGUCUUAACCAAAUUUGAUGUUGCAGGACGGCUCCUCAAAUGGGCGGUAGAGCUCGGCGAGCAUGACAUAAGAUACGUGCCCAGGACCGCCGUCAAGGCCCAGGCGGUAGCUGACUUCAUCACGGAGUUAACUCAGACAGGGGACAGAGGUCUCGAGCAAACCCCCGAAGCUUGGACCCUACACGUGGACGGCUCGGACAACUCAAGGGGUGACGGCGCGGGACUGGUUCUCCUCGCCCCUGACGGACACUCAUUUGAGCGCUCCCUCCGCUUCGGGUUUAAAGCAACUAACAACGAGGCGGAGUACGAGGCACUCCUAGCAGGACUAAGGCUGGCCCUCGAGAUGCAGGUGGCCGCAAUACGCGUCCUCACCGACUCGCAGCUCGUGGCCGAACAGCUCAGCGGAGGAUACGAAGCUCGGGACGCAACCAUGGCGAAAUACCUGGCGCGGGUAAGGGACCUAACCGACAAGUUCCCUUACUUCACGUUGUCUAAUAUUCCGAGGGAGGAGAACGAGCGGGCCGACGCGCUAGCUAAGCUGGCGUCAAAGCCAACCUCCGAAGCAUGGCCGGAGGUUGAGGAGCUUCCUAAUCGCGCCAUUGAAGUGGCGGCUACGACCCCAGGCAGUGCACCGAUCAUGUGGGUACAAGAGCUGCUGCGCUUCAAGCGGGAUGGAACCCUUCCCCUCGACGAGGCCGCUGCUCGGCGCCUGCGCCGUACGCACGCGUGGUACACCAAGGAGAGCGGUCGGCUCUACAGACGAUCCUUUACCUAUCCCCUCCUGUGGUGCUUGGAGCCUGACAAAGCCCAGACGGUCCUGGCCGAAACCCAAGAGGGGGUUUGCGGCGAACACAUAGGCGGGCGGACCUUGGCACACAAAACACUCCGCCAAGGCUACUACUGGCCGACCAUGUGCCGGGACGCGAAAGCUUACGUACAGCGGUGCGGUUCGUGCCAGCAACAUGCCCGCGCGCCCCGACAGCCCGCGGUACCGCUCAGCCCGAUCGAUUGCGUGUGGCCGUUCGGGCAGUGGGGCUUGGACCUACUCGGGCCCUUCCCACCGGCUUCGGGGCAGCGUAAGUACAUAAUCGUAGGAGUAGACUACUUCACGAAGUGGGUCGAGGCCGAGCCGCUGGCAACAAUCACGGAACGUCAGGUGGAAAAGUUCGUGUGGAAAAACCUAGUGACCCGUUUCGGGUUGCCCAAGACCAUUAUUACAGACAACGGACCUCAGUUCGCCGGCGGAAGAUUUUGGGAAUUCUGUGCCGGUCACAGCAUCCAACUAAGGUUCAGUUCGGUGGCCCACCCUCAGACGAAUGGGCUGGCGGAGGUGACCAACUGA
This is a messenger RNA of Musa acuminata AAA Group (dessert banana), 3105 nucleotides long. RefSeq lists its product as uncharacterized. Gene Ontology annotation, molecular function: RNA-DNA hybrid ribonuclease activity; nucleic acid binding. Bases 1 to 3105 code for a protein of 1034 amino acids. Lineage: Eukaryota; Viridiplantae; Streptophyta; Magnoliopsida; Zingiberales; Musaceae. The transcript has 2 exons. Gene Ontology annotation, biological process: DNA integration. The record is from RefSeq and is a predicted model, not a curated record.